AGAGUUGGUACCAGGAUCAUCAUGAAGGACGCUCGCUUUAGACCGGCCCUCGAACCUGGUAUGAAGCUGGCCCUGACUUUGCGACACCUUGCCUCUGGUGACAGCUAUUUCUCGCAGAAGUUUAGCUGGAGAGUACCUCACAACACACAGUCACUAGUAAUAGGAUACAUUUGCAAUGUCAUACUGGACGAGUAUCUGGAAGAGAUGCUGGCCUACCCCAGCACGCCAGAAGAGUGGAAGGAAGUUGCUAACAGAUUCUACCAGAGGUGGAACCCAUGUCAUAGGACCAGAAAUGUCGCCUGA
Lottia gigantea (owl limpet) is the source of this 303-nucleotide messenger RNA. RefSeq lists its product as hypothetical. The transcript has a single exon. NCBI's taxonomy places the organism in Eukaryota, Metazoa, Mollusca, Gastropoda, Lottiidae. The record is from RefSeq and is a predicted model, not a curated record. The annotation marks the transcript as partial.